This is a messenger RNA of Trifolium pratense (red clover), 2067 nucleotides long. Its product is annotated as inositol phosphorylceramide glucuronosyltransferase 1-like. The record is from RefSeq and is a predicted model, not a curated record. NCBI's taxonomy places the organism in Eukaryota, Viridiplantae, Streptophyta, Magnoliopsida, Fabales, Fabaceae. Gene Ontology annotation, molecular function: glycosyltransferase activity. The transcript is spliced from 10 exons. The coding region runs from base 217 to 1863 and encodes 548 amino acids.
AUCCUAAUUAUUAAUGGUCACCAUUAUUAAUUUUGGUGUGAAAUUUUGGUGUAAAAAAACAUCAUUUAUGUGAUUUUGUAGCAAAACAACGUUGUAUUGUGCAACUGUAGCUGCACGCAGCCACAGAAGACCACUCCUGAGAACAAGGUCAGAGACGAGUUCCACAAUUCAAUUCAACUUUCUUCCAUCGAUUCAAACUCCAAAUCAAAAGUUACAAUGAAACCAAACACUACAACUAGUUACUACUGUUUAUUCUUCAUAAUCUCUCUACUUUCUAUUCAAUUUCAAGCUUCUUUGGGAUCUACUAAGAAAACCGAUGAAGCAUACGUAACUCUAUUAUACGGAGAUGAAUUCUUAUUGGGCGUUCGAGUUCUUGGCAAAUCAAUACGCAACACUCGAUCCACCAAAGAUAUGGUUGUAUUAGUCUCAGAUGGAGUUUCUGAUUUCGCCAAAAAACUUCUCCUUGCUGAUGGUUGGAUAGUUGAGCAGAUUAGUUUACUUGCUAAUCCUAAUCGUGUUCGUCCGAAGCGAUUUUGGGGUGUUUACACAAAGUUGAGAAUUUUUAACAUGACCAAUUAUAAAAAAGUUGUUUACCUCGAUGCGGAUACUAUUGUGGUUAAAAAUAUUGACGAUCUUUUCAAAUGUCGGAAAUUUUGUGCUAAUUUGAAGCAUUCUGAGAGGUUGAAUUCAGGAGUUAUGGUGGUGGAGCCGUCUGAAACCAUUUUCAAUGACAUGGUGAACAAAAUUAAAACCACGGCAUCUUACACUGGAGGAGAUCAAGGAUUUCUUAAUUCCUAUUUCCCUGGGUUUCCCAAUGCACAUCUUUUUGACCCAAACUUGUCCCCGGAGGCGUUGAAAUCCAGACCUACUCCUGAAAUGGAGAGACUGUCAACGCUGUAUAAUGCAGAUGUUGGUCUUUACAUGCUCGCUAACAAGUGGAUGGUAGAUGAGAAAGAGCUCCGUGUGAUUCACUAUACACUGGGACCCCUUAAGCCUUGGGAUUGGUGGACAUCUUGGCUUUUGAAACCUGUUGAUGUCUGGCAGGAUGUAAGGGAAAAGCUUGGGGAAUCUCUUCCUGGAACAAGAGGCGGCCAAAAUCCUAAUGACUAUUUUCUUGUGAAAUUUCUCUUUCUGCUACCAUUCUGUGCUUUACUAUUCAGCUGUUAUCUUUCAUUUAUGAAGAAUCGAGAAUACUUCGGUUCAUUUUGUAGAGGCUCACCGUUUAAUCAAUUCAGGCAACUUUAUUAUAAGAUUAGAUCAAGCGGACCACUUGCAUACACAACUAUUUCAACAUCAGCCAAUUCAAUCCACCAGCUCUCAAAUGGUUCUCAGUGCAAGGUUCCUACCUAUUUGGGCGGUAUUUCUGUCUGUGUCUGUUUAACGGCUGCAGUGGUGUCUCUUGGACUAGGUCUCUUGAUUGUUCCUCGGCAAGUGAUGCCAUGGACUGGUUUGCUUUUGAUGUAUGAAUGGACAUUCACAGUGUUUAUUAUAUUAUUUGGAGGUUAUCUUCAUUUGAUUUAUCGGUGGGGAAAAUAUGUGGCAUCACGAGCAGCAUCCUCGUCACUUCCCGAAUCUUUGGAUUAUGAUUCUGGAAAACGUCAUCAGAGACAGAUCUCAUCGUGUGAUGUUGCUACAUGGUACUAUGGUUUAGGGAUGGCCUUGUUGGCCAUUGGUGCUCCAUCUUUGCCUUGUCUUUUUGGAAUAACUGCCUUGUUUUUAAGAUUAGGUUUGAUGGUUGUUGGGGGCAUCAUAUUGGCAUCUUUCAUGACAUAUGCUUCAGAACAUCUUGCUAUCCGAUCAUUUCUAAAAGGCCUUGAUGAGACGGAUAAUACUCCAAAUAGGAGCUUAUGUUUCUUAUGUUGAUUUUUGUAACGAUAGGAAGUGGUGAUGUAAACUACGGUCGAUAUUUUCUUCAUUUUUACAUCUUACAGCCUAAACAUAGUAUUGUUCUAGUGGAAGAUGUAAAUAAGGAAUUUUUGUGUAUCUAACAUUGUACUAGUAGUAUUUGCUUAGGUCUUGUUGUAAUAUUAUUGUUAUUAUUCUUUCAAAACAGCUAACUUUUCAUGA